Tetranychus urticae (two-spotted spider mite) is the source of this 4926-nucleotide messenger RNA. RefSeq lists its product as uncharacterized. The record is from RefSeq and is a predicted model, not a curated record. Lineage: Eukaryota; Metazoa; Arthropoda; Arachnida; Trombidiformes; Tetranychidae.
AAACCUUUAUUCAAACCAAUGAAAAGAGAAACCAUUUUUCAUGUUUACCAUUGAGUGAAAUGUGUGAUAUUAAUGAUAAAUGAUUUAAACAGCCCAGUUGAAUGUUAAAAUGUGAUGAUAAUAUUUUGAUAUCAUUACUUGAAAGCUACUCGGAAGAAGCCAAUAAAUGAAAUGAAACCUUUAAAAUCUAACCUUUGAAUAUCUAAAGGUAACAACCUAAUGAUAAGGCGAUGAUUGAUUGAAAAAAAGAAGGUGAAAAAAUGAAAAAAUAAAGUAAAUAAAAGUGAACGUUUUCCAAUCAAACAAAUUAUUUGCUUUGUUUCAAAUUCAAUCGAGAUUCAAUGCAAUAUCAAUGAAGUUAUUUGCUUUUUGCAAAUUUCGUUGUCUCGUCAAGUUGAACUGAUCAGUAUCAUAACAAAAUAUCACAGAAUCAGGUUCACGAGUUUCCAACUUUUCCUCUUCACUUUUUGUGCUUCAAUAGACUCAAUUGGAAAGUAUGGAUGAAAAUUGAAAGAAAAAAGUUGAACGGCAAAAGAACUCACUUUUUAUAGUUUAUUGUAGAUAUAAUUUUGUUGAAAAGGAUGAAAAUGUUGGAAGAUGUUCUUGUCCAUCAUCAUCAUUUUUGCCUUUACAGUGUAAAAAUUUGAUGGCGAAUUAUAAAAAAAAGGAAAAUGAAGAAAGUCCAUUUUUACGUUCAAUAAGAAAAGGAUGGAAAGUUAAUCGAAAAAUCGAUCAAGAAAAGAAUGAAGAUGAUUGACCAAGAAUAAGAUGAAAAUAUGAGGAACAAGAAUAUUGAUAGUGAUGGUGAUGACUGUUUGAAUCAUUAUUUCAUGAUGAAAAAUUUGAACCAACAAUCCAAUUGGUGACAUAUUCAACCUUCAAGAGGACAAGAGUUGGAAAAAAUUUUUUCUCUUUUCCUUUUCAUCUUUAGCAAAAAGAUGAUGAAAGAAGAUGAAAGAUGGUGAAAAGAAUCGACAUCAUUUUGAUCCUUGAUGGACUCUUUUUUUCUCAGCCUUUUCUUUCCCUUUUAUCUUGCUAUUUAUUGUUAGCCUUUGCUAUCGUUUUGCCUCAUCUUGUCCCAUAUCAGAUGCUAGGUAAAUCUAGCGAAUCAUUGUCAUCAGCCUUUUCCCUUUUAUUCAACAUCAUUUGGGAAGAUGAUGAGAAAAGGUUGAAUGAUGAUCAAGUGAGGAAAAUUCACGAACAUGAAUAACAUGUAAUGUUGAAGUUGAAAGUUUUGUCAUUUCAACUGAAACUCUGGUGAUAAUGGUUUUGAUGAAAGCAAGGAAAGUAAUAGGAUCAAGAGUAUUUAUUUGUAUGCAAGAUGUAAAGAUUAAAAUGAAUUGGUGGAUAAAAGGAAAUAAAAAAAAGUGAAACUCAGAUGGUGAGAAGAGGUUUUAAAGGUUCUCUGUUUUUUCUGUUAGUCUCUCAUUAUGGUGAUGAUGAUGAUGAUGGUAAUAAAGUGAGUGUUUAAGGGAAUCAUUGAGGUAAAUUUAGCGAUUUUUUACUCAAAUCUUUUCAUAUUUUAUACCCAUAUUGAGAGUCACCUAAUUUUGCUGAAAAAUUAAUGCACACAAAGUGGAGAUAAAAUUAUUUUAUCAUUUUAUUCUUGGCAUCAUUGUGUUAUUUUUACAUUAUUAUUGUGACAAUACGUUGAUAACCUUCAUGACUAGAGUUGACUUGGUUUAAUCUCUCAAAAUGGCAUAAAAGACUUUUACCUUUUUUCACUUUGCUUAUCUGAUUUUACUACCUGAAUGCGUAAUUCAAGUUUCAGUGCUUUAUUUUGCAUUAUAAUUGUGAUUAUUAGUUGAAAACAACUGGGACGGUAAAAAGUAAAACCUUUGAUUUGUUUUCAAUAAACUUUUAACCAUCUUAAGGGUUAAUAAAGUUUAAACCAUUAAUUUGGUUGAAUCAGAGUUCAACUUGAAUCAUUGGGUUAUUUUAAUAAAUAAAUUGGGUUUAGUUAAAUUAAGCCCACAAGGUAAUCACGGGCAAUCAUUUUGAUCACAUGAAAUACAAAAACAUUUUCAUUUCUCACAGAAUCGAUGUGUCAUAUAUUAGAAAAGAGUUUCAUGAAUGACAUCAUUUUUUUCAGUCGAACAAAAAGAUUCCAUCCAAGUUCUGUUGAAGAUUCAUAUUCCAUGUCUAGAUUCGAUUAACGCAUUAACACACUAAAUUCAAUUUUACCUUUUACUAUCGUCCAUAUCAACAUCAACAAAAACUCAGCUCAUGACGAUGAGCCCAAAUCAUCGCUUUGAUGGCGCUGUCUUUUGCAAUCUCGAUGUAAUCCAUGGUAAUACAAUUAUAGAUUGACUAAUGAAUUCAUCAAACUUAUUCAAUAUUAAUGUUCGUGUAAGAAAUCUAAAAAUAUGAUCUCAGCAGGAAUCGAUUGAAUAUUGAAUUUUAUCAAUUUUAAUAUUUUAAUCGUUUCUUUCAUCUUGCAUUGAAAGCUCAACACUUGAAGUUGAAUCAUUUUUAAAGCUUUUUUGUCUCAUUGGACUAGACAACCAAUAAUGAAAAAUUGUUCAACGUUUUUCAAGACAAGAUUAUCUACAAAAAAUAAUUAUAAAUAAAAAGUAUAGACUUGAUUGCUCUAAUGAUGUCAACAAUAUACUAAUAAUGUAACAACUCUAAUGAUCAAUUGAAUUUUGAUCGAGUUUCCCCUCAACUUAUUGAAUCUUUGUAUUGACGAUGAUUUAUUUAAUUGGCAAAAAAUUAAUGGCUUCUCAACGAAUCAAUAUCCUUGAGCAUAUUUCAUGUACUUUUUGUAGUCAUUGAUUGAUUCCAAGUGUAUAUACACUGAAAGGUAAACUUGAGGUGAGCAUUAAAGUCUAUUUACUUUUAUGCAUUGAGUGUCUUUCAGGUUGAUAGAGUUGAUAUCAAAUUGAUUUCACUGUUCAUUUCAUCUAUAAAUGAUUCUUUAACCAGUUUUUAGAUUCAAAUGGAAUCCCAUGAAAAGUUGAAAUAUUUCUCAGCAUUUCGAGAAAAGUUACACCGAGCAAUAACAAUCGUUUUAGGUUUACCUUAUCACAAGAGUUUACAUCACGACUACUGUCAAGCCAUCAAUCGCUUUGAACAACUAACGAUGAUACUCGGCUCAUGCAAGUAUGGAUUCAAUUCAGGCAACAAAUUGUACCGUUUAAAGGUCGACACUCAAUUCCAUUACAUGCACUGCAUUAUUCGAAUUUCAUUGUUCGCUCUGGCCAUUCGCCUCAUUCUGUGCCUCUUCUCCACCAACCGAAUGGUUCACGUUUUCCUUGCCGAUCCUUUCAUCGACUAUAAACCUUCUUGGCCUAUUUACUGUUUCUUGUUGUUUACCGUCAUUUCACUUUCACUUUUGAAAGAAGCUUAUCUACGAAUCGAAUCCCAAGGUGUACUGAAUCAACAUCUUGAUGUUUACAAUGAAAUACGAAGAAACAGAAUGUCCAUCGUAAAGUUGAUUAGUGAAAAUAGGGUCAAAAUAUUUUAUUCGGUGACAAUAUUUUGUGCCAACUUUUGGCAUCGACUUAUACUGCUUACAAUACCUACUGCUUGUUUCUUUAGUUUUGUCAUUUACCAUGAAUCGACUGAAUUGUAUCGCGAUAGUCAAUACCUUUGGUCGACACUUUUCUGGUUUCCUUCAACCUUGCUUUCCAUCAUUAGUUUGGUCACUUUUCUAAUGUCGAUUGGUGGCUAUCAGUUUAUCACGGUAAACUUGAUUCUUUUUAGACUUCGAUCCAUUGUUGUUCAAAUACAAACAGUCCGAGCUUCGGGUGCUCCAACAGCGGGAAUCACUUGGGAAGGAUUCAACGAUGAUACCUUUGUCUAUAAGCAAAUCAUUGCCUAUCUCAAUAAACUCGACUAUUUAUCUAAAGGCUAUAAAUCUCUGAUAUUUGGAAUCAUCCUUUUACCCGCUUCGAUAAGCAACUUUUCAGUUUUUGCUGGUAUCGUUGUACGGUCUCAGUCUGAACUUUUGUCCAGUUUUUUGCUCGCUUUCGGUCUAUCUACAUUCAUUGGAUUAACUUUGGUAAUCUACUUUUGCGCUGAUAUUAUGAAUCAGUUGAGAAAGAUUCACGAUCAACUCCAUCUACUAAAUAGAGGAAUUAAAUUGAGAGUUUCUUCGCAUUUCAAGAUUAAUGAGAUAAUCGCACGUCUUCAAGGACCAACUAAUGGAAUUAAAAUUGGUGACUUGGCAACCAUGACGGAACGUUUUGCUGUAAUAGUAAGAUUAUUGCUUGAUAAAACUGCUAGAGAAAUGUCUGUGUAUUCGGAAUACGAUAUGAAUCUUACCUUUAUUCUAGUUCAGAUGCAAAGUUUGACUCUACAAUAAAGUACUUUAAAGUCGAUUCGUUAAGAUCUUUUUGCACCUCAAUAGAGAGCCUCUAACCAGAAAUCAAUGUGCACGAUAAUUGAUUGUCUGAUUUUCAAUCGAAUAACGAUUCAUCAUUUUUUACGCUUAUCUUUUUUUCUUAUAGUUCAUGGCUGAGUUUGCUACCAGUUUAUUGCUACAAGUUUGUAACUUCCGACCCUUCACAAUAGAAAUAUACAAACAUGGAUUCAUUCCGAAAUGCUAAAAUAUUACAGCUUGAACCAGAACUUUUGAUAUUAACUAUAUGCAUUGUUGGUGUGAUGGGCCUUUUGUCCAAAUAAGCCAUACCAAUAGUUUUAAUUUUAUAAGUCAUGUAUUCGAUUAUAGCAAUGAAUAACAAAAGAUAAUUUUUAAAUUUUACAUUUAUCGAAAUUAUUAAAUUACUAUUCGAACAAUGCGUCAAAAAAUGUUUUUGGAUGUUCUAUCUGAUACGAAUGUUCAGAAAAUUUAGAAAGCGGUCCUUCGCUAUGUUCACAUAGGCUUUUAGCCCAACCAAUGACGAUGAACAACAACCAAAUAACCGACGUUUCUUCACUUUACGCACGUUCGCAGUCAUAACUCACGAACAGUUGAUGCUACAG